Molecule: messenger RNA, 1088 nt
Organism: Pyrenophora tritici-repentis Pt-1C-BFP
Lineage: Eukaryota; Fungi; Ascomycota; Dothideomycetes; Pleosporales; Pleosporaceae
Product: putative peptidase inhibitor i9 protein
Biological process (GO): vacuole fusion, non-autophagic
Molecular function (GO): endopeptidase inhibitor activity
Source: RefSeq, a predicted model, not a curated record
ACGUCAUGGUCAGAUUGCGCAUAUUCAAGGCUCUAGACUGGCUAGUGACAGGGCCCUUCCUCUACUGUAAGGCUGGUCUGUGGUAUAUAAACCACCGAUAAGCUUUGCUCUUACUGUAACAACACUACUAAGCCCCUCCAUCAACUAAACUCUACAACCCACAACACACAGCAAACCACCUUCACCAUGGCCCAGUUCAACAUUACCCUCAAGAAGGACGCUCCUCAGGAGCAGCUCGAUGCCGCCAAGAAGCACGUCACCGACCAAGGCGGCAAGAUUGUCAACGAGUUCACCUUGAUCAAGGGCUUCACUGCUGAGAUCCCCGACGACGCCGUCACAACCCUCGAGUCCAACGAGCACGUCACCGUCGAAAAGGACGCCGAGGUCCGUACGCAAUAGUCGUCUCCCCAGAGCGAGGCUGAUGGCAAGACAAGAUUCAGAUGUAAACAUGAGAACAUGAUGGUGUAAUGCAUGGCUAUGACACCGGGGUAUAUAGAUAGCACCGAUGAAAGACAUCCAAACCCACGUUACUAUCUUUGUUUCCUCUUUGCACUCUCUGCCGCCUCUUCAACAUUCUCCACCCUUCCCACACCCCUCAAACUGAGAUAAACAUCGGCUCCCCAUCCCCAGAGGCUCUGCACCGCAAUGCCUCCCCCAAAAUACUCUGCGUAUGCCCUUCCAAGCGGCAGUCCAUAGCCCAGUCCUGCAAGACUAUGUGCUCCAUCGCCUCCAGCCCCCGAGAAAGCCCCCAGUGCAUCCAUACCAUUUCCCGAGUGGUUACCACCAGAAAGUGUCGACGAUGCUUGUGAGUCGUUGAACGUCGUAAAGCUAUAGUCCCAUAUGUGAGCCAUGUUUUCGGGCGAUAUGCCACCACCGCGGUCGCGAAUUCGAAUCGUUACGCCAGGCGUGCUGUGUUUGAGGGGGAGGAUGUUGGAAGCAGUCGGAGGAGAGGUAGUCGACUUGUUGCCUGUAAAGCGCUGCGAAGCUACAUCUGUGUUACCCUGGUCGUCAUUCUCCACCUUCUCGUUGCGUAUGUCUUCCGACUCUGUGCUCUUUGUGUCCUCGGGUAAAAGUUCUGGAAGCGGGGC